Molecule: messenger RNA, 742 nt
Organism: Paramecium octaurelia
Lineage: Eukaryota; Ciliophora; Oligohymenophorea; Peniculida; Parameciidae
Source: the annotation of a GenBank genome assembly
AUAAGAUGUCAUUGAAAUUGUAUAUCGAUUGGUUGUCUCAACCUUCAAGAUUUGUUGCCAUCGUGUUAAAUAUACUCAAGGUUCCUCACGAGAUAGUUGAGAUCAGAAUUGCUGAAGGCAAAUAACGCACUCCAGAAUAUGCUAAAAUAAAUCCAUAUAGAAAGGGUACAUUAUCAUUUUAAUGAAUUUUUCUUAGUUCCUGCUAUCGUUGAUAAAGAUGGAUUUCAACUUGCUGAGAGUCAUGCCAUCGUCAAAUAUAUUAUCAAAUCAAGAAAUAUUAAGACUCCUUUGUAUCCUGAUGAUCCUCAACAAUCAGCUAAGAUUGAUGAAUACUUGGAUUAUCAUCACACAGGAACAAGGAAAUUAUCAUAAUACUUUUUCAAUUUGAUGGUGGCUCCAAAAUUAGGAAUAGAAACAACUGUUAAUUUAGAGUAGGCUAAAAAGGAAGCCAUUUUUGCUUUGAAACUCUUAGAUACAAGUAGAAAGUCUUAUGUUUAAUAUAGAAUUUUAAACUCAAGAUUACAUCUGUGGUAAAGAAAUCACACUUGCCGACUUAAGUGCUUAUUGUGAAAUCAUGUAAUUGCACAUGGUGAAUUGGGAUUUUUCCAAAUAUCCUAACAUUUUGAAUUGGAUGUCAAGGGUCACACAGAUUAAGGAAGUGAACUCUGGGCAUGAAGUCUUAUUAAAAAUAGUCUAGAAAAUAAGAAGCAAACCUAAGUUAUGAUAUUUUUAUUAUUCAUAU